This is a messenger RNA of Lingula anatina, 1954 nucleotides long. RefSeq names its product SUMO-activating enzyme subunit 1. The record is from RefSeq and is a predicted model, not a curated record. Gene Ontology annotation, molecular function: SUMO activating enzyme activity. Gene Ontology annotation, cellular component: cytoplasm; SUMO activating enzyme complex. Gene Ontology annotation, biological process: protein sumoylation. NCBI's taxonomy places the organism in Eukaryota, Metazoa, Brachiopoda, Lingulata, Lingulida, Lingulidae.
AGCACACGUGGGGACCGGCAGAAAUUGAAGCAUCAAAGGAGAGACUUUGUCAUUUAUACAUGGUUAUUUUAUAGAAAUUUUAAAAUGGUAGAACAAAAAGAGAUGAAUCUAACAGAGGAUGAGGCAGCACUGUACGAUCGGCAGAUUCGAUUGUGGGGCCUUGAUGCCCAGAAAAGAUUGAGAGCAGCUAGAGUGCUAUUGAUUGGCCUCCAAGGACUGGGAGCUGAGAUAUCUAAGAAUAUUGUGUUAGCUGGGAUAAAGUCACUCACACUGAUGGACCAUACUGUGGUGACAGAAGAAGAUGCAUGUUCACAGUUUCUCAUACCAAGGAGUAAAAUUGGUGAAAAUAGAGCUGAGGCAUCUGUUGAGAGAACUGCCCUGCUUAAUCCAAUGGUAGAGGUGACAGCAGACUCCAGUGAUAUUGCUGAAAAAGAUGAAACAUUCUUUCAAAAUUUUGAUGUGGUUUGUGCAACCAAUCUGAUCAAAGACCAGCUCCUCAGGAUAAACUCUAUAUGUCACGAAAACAAGAUAAAGUUCUUCGCAGGCGAUGUUUUUGGUUACCAUGGUUUCAUGUUUGCUGACCUGAAUGAGCAUGAAUAUGCAGAGGAAACAAUCAAGAAGAAAAAAGAAAGUGGAGAUGCUUCUGCAAAAAAAGCAAAAAUGCAAGAAGAAGAAACAGUUGUUUCCAAAAAGUCGAUGUCUUUUGUGAGAUUAAAAGAAGCACUGGCUGUGGAUUGGAGUUCAGAAAAUAUGUCCAAACUACUGAAAAAAGUACCUAAGACAUUUUUUAUCAUACAAGUUUUACUCAAAUUUAGAGCUCAACACAAAAGGGACCCUUCUCCAAAGUCCAAAGAAGAAGACAUUGUCAACCUGUUGAAAGUAAGGGACCAAGUGCUGGAGGAACUGAAGAUUAGCAAAGAUUUUGUUGAUGAUUCUUUUGCCAGCUACUGUUUUGCCGAACUCAGUCCAGUUUGUGCAAUUGUUGGAGGAGUCUUUGGGCAGGAAAUCAUAAAGGCUGUUUCACAGAAGGAUGCACCACACAACAAUUUCUUUUUCUUCAAUGGUCUUGAUGGAAGUGGAAUGGUGGACUGUAUAGGCAACAGUUAAAACCUUACCUUAUGGCACAGAGACCAUUCCCAAGAGACUGUUGUACUAACUUUGGAUCAAACCAUCUCUGAGGGGAUUCUCGCUUAAUUGCAAUUAACUUCGGUGGCUUAGAUGUGUGUCACGCUUGCUAAGGCUGAUAAUGGGUAAUUAACUAUCAUUUAGCAGCUUUAGUGGCCAUCCCAGAAGUCUAAGCCGCUUGGGCUGAAAGCAAUUUAGCGAGGGACCCGUGGAGAUGGACCCAUCCUGUUUGAUCGAUCUAGGGACGGGAACCCAGUCACAGACACAUGGCCUUGGCAUGACACAAAGUCAACUGGACGUGAUCCUUGCCAGGAUGAAUUGUGAGAAUUGUGAACUGUGUAAGAAAUGGUUUAAAAUUUACCUCAAACUAAAACCAUGUGUUUUAGCGAUAUGUUCACCUCCCCAUGAUAUGACAGUGAAAAUAAACUGAACAUGAGCAUUGUCAUAAGAAGAGGUGAAGAACAGAACUGCUGUGAAACAGUAAAUACUCUAGCUCUGUUUUAACUCCAAACUAGUUGGUGAAAGACUCACUGACAUUACAUUGAAGUGCUGAAAAUUUAUCAGAGGUUUUUUUUUUUUUUUUUUCUCUUUUUUUUUGCAACAGUUUUGGCCUACAAAAUUAUCCCAGAAUGGUACUUUUAUUAUUGUAUUUAUUGUUAUUUUGUAUUUUGAAAUGCUGGUAUAUUAGUAUGCUGAACAUAGCUUUUCAGGUACCAGCAUAUGAGGGUUUGGUGGUUUUGCACUACUUUGUAGUAUUCUGCUCUGCAUUGUUAUUAUACAGAGAGUUAUGUUUUGACUGACAUAUGUGCUUCAGUGGCAGAUUUAUAGG